AAGUUAUAUGCCGUCAUAAGGCUGUGCCGCGCUCCCGCGUUUGUGAUUCGGCUGAGGAGAGUGUCCAAACAGAAAUAAAUUCUGGUCAAGUGACUAUUAUCAAGAUGGCAUUUAUUAAAGAGGAGAGUGGAAACAUGAAGAUUGAAGAAACAUUCAAAGUGAAAAAAGAAGAGACUGAGGAACAAACAAACAUGUCAUUUAUUAAAGUGGAGAGUGAAGAAGAAUUAAGAGUGAAACAAGAAGAUACUGAGGAACAAACAGAAAAAAGCACAAUAACAACUACAAUCAAUAGAAGAACAUACGUCAUACCAAAGGGUCUACAGGUGUGUUUCCUCACAGACUCAAUGUGUCGGGAUAUUGAGGACUACUUUCCAAAUGCUCAAUGCUGGGUUCAUCCAGACACAACUCUCAUGAGAUCCAUUGAACAAGACAUAAAACUCUUUGAGCAACUACACAACUACACGAUAGUGAUUCUCCAUAUAGGAACAAACGACAUCACAAGUGGAGCAUCUGCAUCGACUGUCGUCCAGCGAAUGAAAACUCUCAUAUCAAGAAUCUCACUGGUCAAUCCACACAUUCUGUAUUUCACAAUCAGCGCUAUUUUACCACGAUUAAACGACGACUCCAUGAUGAAAACUACAAUCAAACAAUGCAACAGCUUGCUUCAACACUGGACUUCACAAACAAGAAAUAUUCUGUUUCUAAACACUACAAAACCAUUUCUCAAAAAUGGAAAAAUAGUCCAAAACCUAUACAAGGAUGAUGGACUUCACCUCAAUCAAGAAGGAAAACACAAACUUUUUUCAUACUUUAAGCGUUUUCUCUGGCAUUUUUGCCAAUUUUCAUGAAGUGCAAAAUGUACUUAAAACAUCUCAUGAAAAACAUUCCUGUGAAAGUUUCUGAGCUCAGUCUAAUGAGGACACCAGACCAGCCUUAAGGCCCUGAUAUACUUCAAGUGAAGUUCUUUUUUGUUUUUCGUUUAGGAGUAAAACGAAGUUCGAAAUGCAUUAGCAGCUAGAUAUACGGUAUAUAGAUAUACGGUAAUAAAACAUCUGAUGCCACCCACACUGCUGAGAGCGACUGUUAGAUGAAUAUGUAAAUAUGUGCUGUACACUUUCUUCUUAGUAAUAAAAUAAACACAACAAAAAUGA
Messenger RNA from Megalobrama amblycephala (Wuchang bream), 1151 nucleotides. RefSeq lists its product as uncharacterized. The transcript is spliced from 4 exons. The record is from RefSeq and is a predicted model, not a curated record. Bases 105 to 848 code for a protein of 247 amino acids. NCBI's taxonomy places the organism in Eukaryota, Metazoa, Chordata, Actinopteri, Cypriniformes, Xenocyprididae.